AUGGGAUUCCGGUCGCUGCUCCUUCUGCUGGCGCUGGUCGUCUACGUAACAUUGUGCUCAGGCCGCAAGGCGUCCGCUUGGCAUGGCCACACCUCCCCUGGAUCAACGAAGAUCGCCAAGUUCACGCCUUACUAUGUUCCACCCGGUGCUAAGAGCUACGACUCAUCCUCACCUCUUCUGCACUUUUCUAGGACUUGGGCUGAGUCGUGGCAUUCGGCGUACGUCCAGAAAACGCUACGGUCGACUUCGGAGCCUGGAGCAAGCAUGACUUUCACGUUCAUUGGAACUGGGAUCGAGUGGUUCGGAAACAUGGACAAGAAGCAUGGCUCUGCCUCAGUUUAUCUAGAUGGUGCCCUCGCUCAAAUCGUCAGUGCAUACAGCGACGUGGCUAUGAAGCAGCAGCGUAUCUUCUGGGCGUUCAACCUCGAACAGGGCAAGCACACCCUCAAGAUCGUUAAUGCAGGGGACGGUAACUCGACGUCUAGGGGCACAGUCACCGAUAUCGAUGCGCUUGUCGUCACUUGGGGUCCUCCUCCUCCUCCUAGGGCUCUCCGGAAAGACCUUACUGUGGGUCCUCGGACUAUGGCAUCUUAUAACCCAUCUCUCGACAUGUCGCCCCGGCAGGUCCCCGGAAACCAAUGGACUCUAGUUCAGAAGGGCUCUACUGGCGUGCACGCCAUGCAACUGGCCAUCAUCUCUGAAACUCACGCGCUUAUCAUCGACAAGGUUGAGCACAACCCGCUUACGAUCUCUGGACACCCCGCUUGGGCGGCGCUCUAUAACCUGAAGACUCAUGCCCUACAGCCUCUCUCAGUGCAGUCGAACUCGUUCUGCGCUGGGGGUACUUUCCUUAGCAAUGGUACCCUAGUGAAUGUAGGCGGCAAUCCUGUCGUCGAGGACCAUACGGCCGCUGCUGACUUUGGCGACGUUGACGGCCUUCAAGCAAUCCGUAUCUUCGAGCCUUGCGAGUUUGAUAACGUGGAGAAGUGCACGAUUUACGAGAACCAUGGUCGCAUUCGUAUGGCUAGCCCCCGCUGGUACAACACUGUCUUGCGUAUCUCUGACGGUAGCGCUAUGAUCAUCGGAGGCUCACGGAAGGGAGGCUGGAUCAAUAACGGUACAACCAAUAAUCCCACCAUCGAGUACUUUCCUCCGAAGAGCAUACACGACUCCAAUGGGCUCCCGAUUCACUUGCCUUUCCUCGUCGACACGUUGAACUCUAACCUCUUCCCGAUCGCCUUCUCGCUCCCCGACGGCUCGGUGUUCAUGGCGGCCAACCGCGACGCUAUGGUCUACAACUGGAAGACUAAUACUGAGCGCAGACUCCCUCGUAUCCCUAACGGCGUCCGCAUCACCUAUCCGAUGACUGGCACUGGACUCCUGCUGCCUCUGUCUCCGGAGAACAAUUACACGCCUGAAAUCUUACUCUGUGGAGGUUCGACUGUUGACGACACCAAAGCCGGGUAUCAGAUCUCUUCCCAAGAUCCUGCGUCUUCCCAGUGCUCGCGUAUAGUACUCACUGAAGCAGGUAUAGCCGCUGGUUGGCAAGUCGAGCAGAUGCCGAACGCCCGAACGAUGCCCGACGCUGUCCUCCUACCUACCGGCGACAUAGUCAUCGUCAACGGCGCGGGUAGUGGUAUUUCUGGUUAUGGUAACGUCAUUGGACAGGUCGGCGAGUCCAAUGCCGACAACCCUGUUCUCACUCCGGUAUUCUAUGACCCGUCCGCUGCUCCGGGGCAGCGCUUCUCGUCGGCUGGUAUGCCGACGAGCAACAUACCCCGCCUGUACCACUCGGUUGCCACGUUAACUCCUGACGGUGACGUUAUGAUUGCUGGUAGCAACCCGAACCUCGAUAGGAGCGAGGUCAAGUACGGCACGGAGUACCGCGUCGAGUGGCUGGGACCAGACUACAUGAACAGGGAGCGCCCCCAGAUUGUCGGCGGCGUGCCCAAGCUGCUCGGAUUCGGCAAGACGGCGAAACUCCAGAUACGACUUCCUGCCACUGUUCGUCAGGGAUCGAGCGUCCAGGCAGUUGCCCUCAUGGAUCUGGGCUAUAUCACACACGCCGUACACGCUAACUCUCGCCUAGUGUACCUGGUCAACUCUCUCUCCUCCGAUGGCACGGCCUUGACGAUAACUGGCCCACCGGACCGCAACAUUUAUCCUCCCGGACCAGGAUUCAUCUACGUCGUUGCAGAUGGCGUACCGAGUAUGGGAGUGCGGCUACUUGUUGGCGACGGCAGUGGCCCUGAGGUUGAUGAAUCGGCUCUGAAGAACGUCUUGGAGAAAACAGAAGUCGACCAAUACGAGCAGUCCAAAGACAAAUCGAACGGAGAUGGCACCGAAUAA
Messenger RNA from Dichomitus squalens LYAD-421 SS1, 2349 nucleotides. RefSeq names its product copper radical oxidase. The record is from RefSeq and is a predicted model, not a curated record. Lineage: Eukaryota; Fungi; Basidiomycota; Agaricomycetes; Polyporales; Polyporaceae. The transcript is spliced from 3 exons. The coding region runs from base 1 to 2349 and encodes 782 amino acids.